Messenger RNA from Rotaria socialis, 1080 nucleotides. The record is from the annotation of a GenBank genome assembly. NCBI's taxonomy places the organism in Eukaryota, Metazoa, Rotifera, Eurotatoria, Philodinida, Philodinidae.
AUGGCAGAAGCAUUAUCAGAUGAUGAUAAAUCAGAUUCAAUAGACUCCGUUGUACCAGCUGACAAAGAAGAAGCAACGGAUGACGAUAGUGGUGAGGGUGAUAUUAUUAACUCAGCUAAGAAGAUAAGAGCAUCCGACUUAUCAUAUGAAAAAGUGAACGUCUUCUCUGAUGGCAAAUGUGCUGAAGAGGAGGCUGUUAAUUAUAAUAAUUUCAAAUGGACUUGCUGUAAAAUUAAUGAUACAGAGCAAGGAACCAAAAAAUAUUAUAAAUGCAACUUUAAACGUGGUUCAAAUUGUCCAGCAAAAAUUUAUUUAUUAUUUCAUGCAAACAACUUUGAAGUAACAUUAUUUCAAGCAAUUAUCCAACAUGAUCACACAACAGAAAGCGAACAAAUUGGUAUUCGAAUUGAAUUAAAAAAUGUUAUUGUUAAAUUAUUUCAAAAUGGAUACACUACACCGAAAGCUAUUUUAUCUGAACUUGAUAAAUUGAAAAUAAUACAACCAAAGGCAUCGCAAAUUGCAAGCUUUUUGGCAACUCUUCGCAAGAAAUUAUAUGGUCCAGCUCAAAUUAGUUUAAAUUAUAUUAAAAAUUGGUGUAUUGGAAAAUCUAUUGUUCCAAAUGAUCCUGAUGAAUGUUUUGUCGCUAAUUAUUAUAUCAAAGAUGACGAUGACGAUCCAUUAUUUAGAUUAUUUGUUACAACCAGAAAUUUAAUAAAAAAUUGUUUAAAUUCAAAUCAUAUAUGUGCAGAUGCAACUUAUAAAUUAAUAUGGCAGGGUUAUCCUGUAUUGAUUGUGGGUACUACUGAUAAACAGUGUGCUUUUCAUCCAUUUGGUAUUGCGUUAUGUAUAAAUGAGAAAACUAGUGAUUUUGAGUUUAUGUUUAAAAGUGUCCAAUUAACUGUUGAGAAAUUAUAUAAUAUUAGUUAUUGCCCAAUUAUAUUAGUUGCUGAUGCAUCUGGAGCUAUAACCAAUGGUUUUAUUAAUGUAUUUAAUGUUGUUGAAAAAAGAAUUAUGUGUUGGUUUCAUGUAACGAAAAAUAUUGAUACUCAAUUAAAUGCUAUUAAAGAUAAAAAAAAAUGA